Trifolium pratense (red clover) is the source of this 1847-nucleotide messenger RNA. RefSeq names its product cytochrome P450 CYP736A12-like. The transcript is spliced from 3 exons. The record is from RefSeq and is a predicted model, not a curated record. Gene Ontology annotation, molecular function: monooxygenase activity; iron ion binding; heme binding. NCBI's taxonomy places the organism in Eukaryota, Viridiplantae, Streptophyta, Magnoliopsida, Fabales, Fabaceae. The coding region runs from base 24 to 1613 and encodes 529 amino acids.
UCACCGCUAAGUUUAGAUAUAAAAUGAGACCUUGCUACUUCAUCCAAACCAAACCAUACAUAUGUAAACUUGUAAACAUGUCUUUUGCAUCAACAAUAUUUGCUUUCCUUCUCUUCACUUUCACUUUUUCAUACUUUUCAUUCAAACUCCUCUUACAUCCGAAACAAAAAACUACAAACCAAAAGAAGCCACCUGGUCCACCAACACUGCCAAUCAUCGGAAACCUCCAUCAAUUAGGCACACUUCCACAUAGAACACUUCAAUCACUCUCCAAAAAAUAUGGUCCAAUCAUGUCCUUACAACUUGGUCAAGUUCCAGCUAUUGUCAUUUCAUCUUCAAAAGCAGCAGAAUCAUUCCUCAAAACCCAUGACAUCAAUUUUGCAAGCCGACCAAGGAUUCAAGGAUCUGAGCUCAUGUCUUAUGGUUCUAAGGGGAUUGCUUUUUGUGAAUAUGGUCCUUAUUGGCGCAGUGUAAGGAAAUUUUGCACUUUGAAACUUUUUAGUACUUCGAAAGUUGAGAUGUUUGGUCCUAUUAGGAAGGAGGAGUUGGAUGUUUUGGUUAAAUCUUUGGAGAAAGCUUCUUUGGUGGGUGAGGUUGUGAAUGUUAGUGAGGUUGUAGAGAAUCUUAUUGAAGAUAUUGUGUAUAAGAUGAUAUUGGGUCGGAGUAAGUAUGAACAAUUUGACUUGAAGAAGUUGGUUCAAGAAGGAUUGAUUUUGAUUGGAGCUUUUAAUUUGGCUGAUUAUGUUCCUUGGUUGGGUGUUUUUGAUCUUCAGGGAUUAACACGAGCUUGCAAGAAAGUCAGUAAAUCACUUGAUGAGUUGUUGGAAUUGAUAAUAACAGAGCAUGAACAAGCUACUAAUGUACACAAAAAUCGACAUGAAGAUUUCGUAGACAUACUUGUUUCAAUUAUGCACCAAAGCAUAGAUCACGAAAACGAACAAAAUCUUGUCAUUGAUCGAACGAACGUCAAGGCUAUUUUGCUUGACAUGAUAGUUGCAGCAAUUGAUACAUCUGCUACCUCGAUUGAGUGGAUUUUAUCUGAACUUUUAAGACAUCCAAGGGUGAUGAAAAUUCUUCAAGAUGAAAUACAAAAUGAAGUAGGAAAUAAGAAAAUGGUUGAAGAAAAGGAUUUGAAGAAGUUUAAUUACUUAGAUAUGGUGAUUGAUGAAACGCUAAGACUAUAUCCAGUUGCACCCUUACUAGUCCCUCGUGAAUGUAGAGAGCGUAUAACAAUUGAUGAUUAUUUUAUAAAAGAAAAGACACGACUUAUAGUAAAUGCAUGGGCAAUAGGAAGAGAUCCUAAUGUUUGGUCAGAAAAUGCGGAAGAAUUUUAUCCUGAGAGAUUUAUUGACAAGAAAAUGAAUUAUCAAGGACAAGAAUUUGAAUCUAUACCAUUUGGAUCUGGUCGUAGACGUUGUCCUGGGAUUCAAUUGGGUUUAAUUACUGUUAAGUUCGUAAUAGCUCAAUUGGUGCAUUGCUUUAAUUGGCAACUUCCAUAUAAUAUCAGUCCUUCCAAUUUGAAUAUGGAAGAGAAAUUUGGACUCACUAUACCAAGAGCUCAACACUUGCAUGCAACACCAAGGUAUCGUUUGGCUGACCCCAAGCAAGAAUAGGUCCAAGAACAACACUAUGAUGUUUUCAAGAAGUUUAUUAGCAGUAAAGAUGAUAAGUAUAGUAGGUCUAUUAAUGAUGUUUGUAGUAUAAAAGAAGUUAAUGCAAUUGUGUACGUUGUUUCUGCCAUGGGCUUUCACUUUCUUGAUUGUAUUGACAUUGUUUUGUACUAAAUCGUGUGUAUCGCAGACCAAUAGUGUGGUUAGUUAAAAUUUUGCUGCACUAUAGCAUUGCUA